Molecule: messenger RNA, 1614 nt
Organism: Microthlaspi erraticum
Lineage: Eukaryota; Viridiplantae; Streptophyta; Magnoliopsida; Brassicales; Brassicaceae
Source: the annotation of a GenBank genome assembly
AUGAGAUUUCAUCAUGCUGACAUCCGCAAAUUGCUCUUUGGCAUCAUCUUCACCGUUGGUUUUAUUGUACUGCUUGUUCAGUAUUUUGGCAUCCCCUGUCGCAAUGCUUCUUGCUCGUCUACGGUUAAGGUUUCAGGGAUUGUAGAUUCUCAAGUUUCUGUGGUCAAAACUGAAAUAAAAUUGGGUGAUGAUGAUGGCAAUGGAUAUGAGGAGGAAUAUGAAAAGGGGCAAAGAAAGGACGUCUCUUUAUCGAUUGUUGCAAUAAGCAAUGUUAAAGUAGAGCUUAAUGUAUCAUUGGAGAAGCCUAAAAUGGCGGUGGAAAGUUCGGUUUUUGUUAGUGGUAAAGAGAGCAGAGAAGGUAAUCUUUUGUCUAUUCUGAGACACAAGCAAGUCUCUUCAGUUUCAGUAUCUCAGAUGAACACAUUGCUGAUGCAGAGUCUUUCUUCUUUUCAGUCUCCUAAGCCUCGAUGGUCAUCUGCUAGAGACUCUGAAAUGCUCUCUGCGAGAUCCGAGAUUGAGAAUGCUUCUGUUGUUCAUGAGCUCAUUGGACUUAACGCUUCGAUUUAUCGAAAUAUCUCCAAGUUCCAAAGGAGUUAUGACUUGAUGGAGAGGAAACUCAAAGUUUAUGUAUACAAGGAAGGAGCCAAACCGAUAUUCCAUAAGCCCUAUCCUCGAGGGAUUUACGCAUCAGAAGGUUGGUUCAUGAAACUAAUGGAGAGCAGCAAGAAGUUUGUAGUAAAAGAUCCGAGGAAGGCUCAUUUGUUCUACAUACCAGUCAGUAUAAAAGCUCUAAGGACCUCUCUAGGACAGGAUUUUCAAACACCAAAGAAUCUUGCAGACCAUUUGAAAGAAUAUGUGGAUUUGAUUGCAAGAAAGUACAAGUUCUGGAACCGAACUGGUGGAGCCGAUCAUUUCCUUGUCGCUUGCCAUGAUUGGGGCAACAAACUGACGAAGAAACACAUGAGGAACAGUGUUCGAGCGCUUUGCAACUCAAAUGUUGCGCAAGGGUUUAGAAUCGGGGUCGAUACAGCUUUACCGGUUACAUAUAUACGCUCUUCACAGUCUCCUCUUGAGUACCUUGGAGGUAAAGCUCCAUCGGAGAGGAAGAUUCUUGCGUUCUUUGCUGGAAGCAUGCACGGUUAUCUCAGACCGGUUCUUGUACAGCUUUGGGAGAACAAAGAACCGGACAUGAAGAUUCUCGGUCCUAUGCCUCGUAGCCCUGAAGGCAAGAAACUGUACAGAGAAUACAUGAAGAGCAGCAGGUACUGUAUAUGUGCGAGGGGUUAUGAAGUCCACACGCCUAGGGUUGUGGAAGCUAUUAUGAACGAAUGUGUUCCGGUUAUCAUUGCAGACAACUACGUGCCUCCGUUUUUCGAGGUUUUGGACUGGGAGGAGUUCGCGGUGUUUGUCAAGGAGGAAGACAUUAUGAAUCUGAGGAACAUUCUGCUGUCAAUACCGGAAGAGAGGUAUCUUGGGAUGCAAGCAAGGGUCAAGAUGGUGCAGCAGCAUUUCCUGUGGCACAAGAAACCGGUUAAGUUUGAUUUGUUUCAUAUGGUUUUGCAUUCUAUUUGGUACAGCCGAGUGUAUAGGGUUAAAACCAGAUCAAGGCAUUGA